Molecule: messenger RNA, 3549 nt
Organism: Echinococcus granulosus
Lineage: Eukaryota; Metazoa; Platyhelminthes; Cestoda; Cyclophyllidea; Taeniidae
Product: Histone deacetylase 5
Exons: 12
Coding region: 1-3549 (1182 amino acids)
Biological process (GO): chromatin organization
Cellular component (GO): histone deacetylase complex
Molecular function (GO): histone deacetylase activity
Source: RefSeq, a predicted model, not a curated record
AUGUAUGAAACCUGUGCCUUUGAAGCGGCUCCACCAGCGUCAAAGUUGCCGCGACUGAAAAUGGAUGACAUCACCGUGCCAUCAGCAUUAUCACUCCACCCAGGCAAUGGUGGUAAGGCUGAAUGCAGAAAACGGUACGGGCCUGUGGGUGAGUCUCGGUCACGCUUGGCACAGGCACGCCUUGUGCUGUCCCGACAGGCUUCCUUUGAUGUCGGCGGUUGUGCUGCUGAUGCAGUGGACACAUCUCCGCCCAAUUCUCUGUCAAUGGAUGAGACGGACCAUGGGUUGCAGCAGAGCCCAAGAGUCCCCUUAGAGAGUACCACCGCAGCCACAUCUAUUCGUCUUCAGAGAGCGAAUUCUUCCUACGCUUCGACUACUAUGUCGCCGUCUAAUCUCCUGUCCAAUGGUUCACCCAAAAAGAUUAGCUCUCAACAGGUCCGCCAACGUUUGAAAGAACACCUUUUGAGUCGACGUGUGAUGAGUGUGGAGGCUUCGUGGAGUGUUGGGGGAGGCGGAGCCAGUAUGGAUGUUUCCACUGCUCUUGCUGCCUCCUCGGCGUCGCCUCAACCACGUAUCAGUCUGAGACACUUCUCCCGCUCCUUUGAUUCAAAUCGUACGCCUUCUUCACCUUCCCCACCGCCGUCUUUGUCGCACACUGAGACCUCCGCUCCACGUCCAUCUUCGCCAUCCUCUCUGCCGCGCAAACGCGCUGCCUAUCACCGCUCUACAACGUUGUCACUGGAUUCGACCAUCAAACUGCCAACCACCACUUCCUCAGUCUCCGAAGUUGCUCUUGCUACACGUAACAACGUUUGGCGCGAGGGUAAACCACCCGCCCACUACCAACAGUCUUCUCUUGGCGGUUGUUUCGUGGCAUAUAUAACAGGGCCGUCCAGUUACAACCCCCAGAUGGCACACGUCCGUUCAGAUGACUUUUCCAAAGGUUUAGUGGGUUCUAGCGCCCCAGCAGCCGUGGCAGUGGAGAUGCCGCUCGAUUUGACUACCGCUCCUGUUGCCGCUUCUUCAGGUGAAUCGUUACGACGUCUGGCUAGCGAUUGUCCCCACCAGCGACAGGUGCCGGCUGCUGGUGGUGGUGCUUCUGUUGGAGAUAUAUCGCUCCUUAUGCAACAAUUCGAGGCGCUUCGGAAUCCCUCUAUCAAAGACUUGGUUCCUUCAAAAGUUGGUGACAACUCCCCACAAGGAACCGAGACUUAUGUGGGGCCGUCUGCAUACCAAUGGUUGGGGGAGGAGGGAGAUAGAAGAGUAAAGUCUCGUUCUACCGAAAAUACCCCAGUGCCGAAGCAGUUGCCCGUCUUCAAUCCCAUAUCGCUCUCUGCCCCGCCGCCAGCUGCGACGGCAACCACCGCCGCCGCCUCAACCACACUGUCAGAUUUGCAGCAGACGGCAGCCUCUCUUGUCUCCUCCCUCACCUCCCUCUGUCGACCCCAACCGGUGGGUGGCAGCGGCACCCCAUCGCAACUCAACCUCCUCACUACCUCCUUGUUCCAUCCCCACCUCAGCACGCAGGUGAGUCAGAAUCUACAUGAGACGCAGGAGACACUGGCUGCACUGACUCUGGGCGGCCCGCAGGAGGAGACAGUGAGGCCCUCUACGGUUGUGUCUACCACGCCAGCUACAGUGACGACAACGCCGAUGCCGACGGCGCACGAAUUCCUGCGUGGUGCGCUGGAACGCGCCUACGAUGAGCUCUUAAGGCAUUGGAACGGUCUCUCACCUGUCCUUUCUUGGCCCACCACCGGCAGUAAACGAACUGGCGAAUCUUUAGCCUCCAAUGAGACAGCUCUCCUCUUCGACCCGGCUAUGUUGUCCCAUGUCUGCCUCUGCCCUCAUGGGAAUAACCCCCAGGUGCAUCCAGAGCACCCACUGCGGAUCAUCUCUGUCCUCGAGCGGAUUGCCAGCUCGCGACUCCAGAUACCCCGCAGUUUGCUCUCCUCCACCUCUGUCACCGCCACUCCUAACCAAGAAGCUCAUUUAGCACUGUCGGAGGACCUCCCUCUGGCCUUCUUCUGUCAUUGGAUGCGUGCACGCAUGGCCACUAGAGAGGAAUUGGCCCUCUUCCACACUUCCGAACACAUCGCUCGCUACUGUCCUGAUUCCUCUUCCGACUAUGGGGGAGACGAGAGGGCGGAGAUAGAGGGCCUUGGGAGCAUGACAGAACUCGUCAUGGACGCGGAGACGUCAGUUAAGAAAGGAGACAGAAAAUUGGCUACCUCCUCUUUGGCCACUCUCCAUUGUGGUGGCAUGGGUGUCGACUCGGACACCGUCUGGAAUCCUGAGACUACCUCUAGGUCUGCUCGGCUUGCUGUUGGGCAGGUUCUCUGUCUUGCCCACAAUCUCGCUUGCGGUCGUCUUAGAAACGGCUUCGCUCUGGUUCACCCUCCUGGCCAUCACGCGGAGCCCGAUCAGGCAAUGGGUUUCUGUUACUUCAACUCUGUAGCCAUCGCUGCGCUCUCGGUCCUGCAGAGUGGGUUGGCUAAUCGAGUCCUCAUCGUCGAUUGGGACAUUCACCAUGGCAACGGGACGCAGUUCGCCGCAGACAAACACCCCGGUCUGCUCUACAUCUCUCUGCACCGCUAUGAUCAAGGCACCUUCUUUCCUGGUACGGGCUCCUUCCAGCGUCACUGUCAGAGUGGUUACACCGUCAACAUUCCUUGGGGAUGCACUGAUAUUAGCCCUGUCGCUUCGGUUCGUCGUGAAUCUUGGCGUCAAACAAAGAUCACAAAGGCUGCCUCGUCAAAUGAUAGUGGGGUGCUGGAGGACUGCGCCCCUACAAUGGUUGGCGGAAUAGCGCAGAGCUGCACCUCUUCACCCGCCUCCUCCUCCGCUGGUUCGCUGGAUGUGGGGCUGGCUCGAUGUUCGGGUAGCGGAGGCAGUGGUGGAGAGACGUCAGGAACAGUGGGACUCUCUGACUCGGAGUAUCUGGCUGCCUUUCGUAGUCUUGUGCUCCCUUUGGCCACUGAGUUUGCACCAGAUGUGGUUCUGGUCUCUGCAGGGUUCGACGCAGCAGCUGGGCAUGGGAGUGCUCUGGGUGGGUAUGAAAUAUCUCCCGGAGCUUUCGCGUGGAUGACGCGGCAGUGCAUGUCUCUAGCUGGGGGAAGAGUUGGUCUGGUUCUUGAAGGUGGCUACGUUGCCUCGGUAACAGCCGACUGUGUCACCACUUGUCUGAAUGCCCUCCUUCUCCCAAAUCCACCACCCGCCGUGUUUGAUGUCAAUCCCUGUGGUAGUUGCCUUCAGCGUCUCGCCAGUCUGGAUGACUGCAUCACCGCCGCCAAGGCUUGGGUUGCACCCUCCGAACUCGCUCGGGCUCCACGGCCCGAGGCAGUGAAGACCCUUGUUGAAGUAGCCAACGUCCACGCCGCCAGCGGACGGUGGAAGUGCCUUACUACGCCCGAUACCUCAGGCUUUGUGGACGUGGCUCUAUCCUUUAAUAGAGCUAUGGAGCAGGAGCGUGCGCGUCUCCUAUCUUCUUCCACCACCACUACGUUGUCGACUAUCUGGGGUACCCCCUCUAAUCCCGACUCUACGUGA